AUGGCUUUCGAGUACUUAGGAUACACCCUAUUUCGGAGCGAGCGGGAAUCUAGUCCUCCAACAGUGGAUCGACGUGUGUUGAGAAAUGUGGACAAACUAUUUCAUUUAGGACCAACGGAGUUCAAGAAAUUGUAUCGCUUAAGUCCAAACUUGGCAGAUGACCUAGUUUGGCAGCUUGAUGGGCAUCUAAGAGGCUCAAGAGUAACCGCCAUAGAGACGGAAAAACAGGUCUGUUAUCUGAAAAUUUUAGAUGUGAAUGCUAGAUAUCCUGGAGCACGUCACGACUCAUUUAUUUGGAGCUCAUCUGCAGUACGAAGAGUAAUGCAACGAUCAUUCGAAAAUGGUCACCAUAAUAUGUUUUUAAUAGGCGAUUUUGGCUAUCCGUUGGAGCCAUGGCUGAUGACUCCUUUGUCAAAUCAGUCAGAGGGAACCCCGAAAUAUCGCUACAAUGAGGCAUUGUGCAAGGCUCGCAAUCCAGUGGAGAGGCUAUUUGGUGUCCUUAAAGCAACUUGUCGAUGUCUAUCACGGCAAAGGGUUCUUUUAUAUGAUCCAGGAUUUGCUGGAAGAAUCGUCAGUGCGUGCUCUGUACUGCACAACAUUCGCUUGUACGAGCAAACGAACGAGUUCAAUGAUGUUUUUUCGGACACCGAUGGUUUGUUUUCAGAGCCAGCAGCGGAGAACAUUUGG
Messenger RNA from Rhagoletis pomonella (apple maggot), 687 nucleotides. Its product is annotated as putative nuclease HARBI1. The record is from RefSeq and is a predicted model, not a curated record. The transcript has 3 exons. The annotation marks the transcript as partial. Lineage: Eukaryota; Metazoa; Arthropoda; Insecta; Diptera; Tephritidae.